CAUUUGUCUCUCUCUCUCUCUGUACCUCUGCCUCUUUCUUUCUUGCUUGCUUCUUGCACGUUCAUAUUGUUCAACUUGCAACUGCACAGUAGCAACAGCAUCAGAUCAGGAUCCGUUCGUUAGCUUGGCAAUUGGAUGCGCCAGUACCAACAAAGUGCAGCCACUACGGCAUCCAGCUACAAUGGUGUUGUUGGAUAGGGCCAAAGUGACCUGAUUACGGUAGAGCUGCGUCGGCGGCAGACCACCCCCUCCUGUCUUCCCCAUCGCGAGCCCGCCGCCUCCGCCGUCCUUUCCUACUCCUCGCUGCCGCCGCCGCCAUCUUCGGCUCUCGGUUUCUUCUUCGCCUCCACUGGAACAAGACAGGGUAAAUCGAAUGGGAAGAGAUUGGAUUCGGUUCUGGAGUUAGGGGAAGCGAUUGGAUUCGGUUCUAGAAGAAGAGAAAGCCAAAGCUAGCUAGCUACCAUCAAUGGCUGCAGUCCUUGAUGCUUUGGCAUCCUACGUCCAGAACAUGCUGACGGAGAUGGCCAAAGAAGAGGUGCAUAUGCUGCUCGGGGUCUUCGGGGAGAUUGACAAGAUGGGUGUCAAGCUCGGGGACCUCAAGAACUUCCUCGCCGACGCUGACAGAAGGAACAUCACUGACCUGACCGUGCAGGCAUGGGUGAGAGAGCUUCGGGACACCAUGUACGAUGCCACCGAUAUCCUCGAUUUGUGCCAGCUCAAGGCCAUGGAGUGGGGACCAAGUCAGGAUGUGCGGUGCUUCAACCCCUUGCUCUUCUGCAUGCGGAAUCCCCUCCACGCCCACAAUAUCGGAAGCCGCAUCAAGAACCUUAACCAGAGGCUAGAUGGCAUUAAGGCGCGUAGUGCUGCAUUCGACUUCAUCAACCUCGGUUCCUACAAGGACCAUAAUAGAAAGGUGGCAUCAUCUCGUCGUGGCACCCGUGAGACGACAGGAGAGCUCAACGAGUCAGGUUUGGUCGGUGAGAAGAUUGAAGAGGACAUGAGAAACCUGGUUGAGAUGUUGACAAAGGAGGAGCAAACCCACCGAGAAUACAACAAAAUAAUGGUUUUUGCCAUUGUGGGAGUUGGUGGGAUUGGCAAAACCACUCUCGCCCAAAAGAUCUUUAACAAUGACAUCAUCCAACAAGAGUUCACAAAGAAAAUAUGGUUGAGUGUCAACCAAGACUUUAACGAGGCUGAGCUAUUAAGGAGAGCCAUCAUCGAAGUUGGGGGAGACCACCAUGCAGCCGGAAAUGCAAAGGCAGCGCUUGUGCGAACCCUUAAGGAAGCCGUGAAGGGACACAAGACCUUAUUGGUGAUGGAUGAUGUUUGGGACCACCACGCAUGGGAGGGUGUGCUCAAAACUCCAUUGUUCAACAUCCUAGCUCGAGGUAGCUGUGUCCUCGUCACCACGAGACAUGACAUUGUCGCCCGAGGGAUGAAGGCUGUGGAGCCAUACCACCAUGUCGACAAAUUAGAGCCGGAAGAUGCCUGGUCUUUACUCAAGAAGCAGGUGGUCGAAAAUGAAAAUGAUGAACCUAAGAUUGAUAUGCUAAAGGAUAUUGGAAUGGGAAUUAUAGCAAAAUGUGAUGGUUUGCCGCUUGCUGUCAAAGUAAUGGGAGGUCUCCUGUGCCAGAAAAAGACAAGACGAGGUGACUGGGAAAAUGUUCUAAAUGACUCUGUAUGGUCAGUAUCUCAAAUGCCUGAAGAGCUAAAUUAUGCAAUAUACCUUAGCUACCAAGAUUUGCAUCCUAGUCUGAAGCCUUGCUUUCUGCACUACUCCCUCCUCCCCAAGAGCACAGUAUUAUUCGUUCAUGACAUUGUUGGCAUGUGGAUUAGUGAAGGAUUUGUUCAUGGAGACUCACGUGACUUAGAAGGAUUAGGAAGAGAGUACUACGACGAGUUAAUACUGAGGAACCUCAUAGAGCCGGAUAUGAGUUACGUCGAUCAGCUAGCUUGUAACAUGCAUGAUGUUGUUCGUUCAUUUGCUCAAUAUGUGGCUAGAGAUGAAGCACUAGUAACGCACAACAGUGAAAUUGAUAUUAUUGGUGAACUUAAUCCACGAAAGUUGUUUCGGUUAUCACUUGAAACUGAAGGAUCAAAAUCAAGUGAGUUAGAGUGGAGUUCUCUGAAAGCACACAUAUCAUUGAGAACACUAAUAUCAGUUGGGCAUAUAAAGAUCAAGCCAGGUGAUUCAUUGGCUUAUUUUCCAAGUUUACGGACCCUACAUAUUCAAUCCGUAGAAUUCGAUGCAUUGGUUGAAUCGUUGUAUCAACUCAAACACUUGAGGUAUUUGUCCAUACAAUACACUAGGACAUCUAGACUACCAGAAAACAUUGGCAAGAUGAAAUUCUUGCAGUACAUUAGCCUUGCGGGUUGUGAAAAUUUGGUGAAGCUUCCCGGUAGCAUUGCAAAGCUACAGCAAUUGAGGUAUCUUAACCUUAAUGGCACAAGUAUAAAUAAUAUACCUAGGGGGUUUGGUGGUCUAACUAAUUUGAGGAAAUUAUAUGGGUUUCCUGCCCACAUGGAUGGUGAUUGGUGUAGUUUGGAAGAAUUGGGGCCUCUCUCCCAUCUCAUUAGGCUUCAUAUAAGUGGUCUGGAAAAUGUAUCUUCUUCCUCAUUUGCCAUUAAGGCCAGGCUUGGUGAAAAGGUGCGCCUAAGCUAUCUGUUGUUAAGUUGCAUCAGUAGACAUAGAGAUGAUGGCCGGUUGGUAAAAGAGGAAGAAAGCAUCUCUGAGAAAGAGCAGCAACAAAUCGAGGAGUUGUUUGAUGAGCUCUGCCCUCCACCUUGCUUAGAGUUUCUCCAAAUCAGAGGGUAUUUUGGUCGGCGGCUCCCAAGGUGGAUGAUAUCAACAACCGUUGAGCCCCUUGGGUGCUUGAGGAUUCUCAUGAUGGAAGACUUGCCUUGCUGCACGGAGCUCCCUGAUAGCUUAUGUCGGCUCCCCUGCUUGGAGUUCCUACAGAUUCUACAUGCCCCAGUCAUCAAGCAUAUUGGACCAGAAUUCUUGCAACCAUACCCUCACGAUCUAAGCUCUCUGGAUUACUUAGGUUCUGUUGUUAAAGCUGAGGUGCUUGGAAGCCCUGACCUGGAGAGGAUCAGUAAUCUCCCGAAAUUGCAAAAUCUCUUGAUCUCUAUAUGCCCAAAGAUGAAGAUCUUGGAGGGUGUGCCUGCUCUACAGAGACUCAAGCUGCAGGAUUAUGACAUGGAAACGCUCCCCAGAUACCUGCAGGAUGUAAACCCAAGGCAUUUGCAGCUACACUGCUCCUUAUUGCUGCUCACUUCCAUAGCUGCAGGGAAAUCUAGCCCUGAGUGGGACAAGUUCAGCCAUAUCCAGCAAGUCAAGGCCUAUGCAGACGGUUACAACAACAAUCCAAGGAAAUGGUACGUGCUGUACACAAGAAAUCCUUUCAAGUUCGAGACAAAUAUCAGCCCCUCAGCCUACGCUUCAGGGGAUGAAGAGGAGUAGGACGUGCGUAUGCGGACGAACGAUAUACACAUGCGAGCAGGUCGAGUGUUCAUCUUCCUUUGGCUGGCUGGUUGCGUCGAGUGUGUGCCAGCAGAUCCGUCAUCCGUCGCAUCGUCGGAUCAAUGGAGCCAAGCAGCAAUGAAGCCGCUGUCUACAGCUCGUCUGAAAGCGGUCAAACAUUCGACACUGCAAACAAAAGGAAACGAGGAUGCAAUGUGAUGUGAAUAUGCAUUUUGCCUUUUUGUGAUGUGUAUUUGUGCUCGCCGUUGGUGCAAUUUGCCGCUUGGUUCUUUCGCGUAGAACAGAGAUGCAUGUAUGAGCUGUGAAUUGUGACA
Messenger RNA from Phragmites australis (common reed), 3798 nucleotides. Its product is annotated as putative disease resistance protein RGA1. Gene Ontology annotation, biological process: defense response to other organism. NCBI's taxonomy places the organism in Eukaryota, Viridiplantae, Streptophyta, Magnoliopsida, Poales, Poaceae. Gene Ontology annotation, molecular function: ADP binding. The coding region runs from base 467 to 3463 and encodes 998 amino acids. The record is from RefSeq and is a predicted model, not a curated record. The transcript is spliced from 5 exons.